Messenger RNA from Diuraphis noxia (Russian wheat aphid), 1124 nucleotides. RefSeq names its product Inositol 1,4,5-triphosphate kinase 2 (gene IP3K2). Lineage: Eukaryota; Metazoa; Arthropoda; Insecta; Hemiptera; Aphididae. The record is from RefSeq and is a predicted model, not a curated record. Gene Ontology annotation, molecular function: inositol hexakisphosphate kinase activity. Gene Ontology annotation, biological process: phosphatidylinositol phosphate biosynthetic process; inositol phosphate biosynthetic process. Gene Ontology annotation, cellular component: cytoplasm; nucleus.
AGAAGUACACGAUGCUCAUCGAACGGCACCGGCAGAACCAGCAGAACGGAUUAACGGCGUCUGUCCGUGGCGGCAAACCGCCAUCGACGGCGGCGGCGUCRUCGUCGGACCGUUCCUCGUCGCCGCCGCAGACCAAGACGACGGCACCGUCUGGCCCGGCUUUAGGCGACGACGCGGCCGCGUGGAACCGCCUGCUGAUGGACAACGGUGCGGGUGAGAACGAAAACGACGACGGCUACGGGUACGGCGACGGUGAAGACGAUGACGACGACGACGGCGGUGGAGGUUGCGACCGUCGGUUCAGUAGCGUGUCGUUGAACAGCAUCCAAGCCGGUAGCGAUGAAGACGACAAGCUGACGACACACUCGGACGGUGGCGCAGAAGACAUGCGAUCGGGUGACGGUCGGCAGCCUCAGCUGCGGCAGGUGGUGGUCAGCCGGCUGGAGGUGAGCAAGACCAAGGUGAAGCGAAAGCGGCGCAAGUCGUGGACGGGACCGGUGGGCCGGCAGGGCCAGGGCGACGGGACCACCGGUCCGUGCCGCAAGGGCCACAGCCUGGACCAGGGCUACGAGACGACGCACCACCAUCACCAACACCGGGAGUUCGGAAACAGGCUGCACCACCACCACCACCACCAUUACCAUCACCACCACCCGGCGCUGUACCGGUCGUUCAGCAGCAACGCGGGCGGCGACGCGGGUGGCGUGACGUUGUACGACGGUUGCGGUCCGCCGGACGGCGAGACCCCGGUCAACGGCGGCGCCGGUGGCCGUCAGUUCCGGACCCCGUCCGUGGUGGUCAGCGACCACUCCGAGGACCCGGUGUCUUUUUCUUCCAUGUUCACGCUAGACGACCUCGGCGAGUUCGAGUACAGGCCGUCCGGUGAUUGCGGGUUCAACGACUCGUCGUCCGAUUGCAGCGCGGCGAGCACGUGGAGCGCCGCGGGGAGUGUCAUCAGCGUGCUGGACGCAGACUAUUCGCUGCACACUCCCGAGCGCAAGAUAUCCGGAUGCAGCACGUGCAGCACGUUCAGCGGCGCCGAGGAUGAUGACGUUGCAACAGCGGCGGCGGCGGCGGCGGCGGCAGCGGCAGAGACGUUCGGCCAGUCCAAACCGAAGCCAAAG